Harpegnathos saltator (Jerdon's jumping ant) is the source of this 1750-nucleotide messenger RNA. RefSeq names its product retinoblastoma binding protein 5 (gene Rbbp5). Lineage: Eukaryota; Metazoa; Arthropoda; Insecta; Hymenoptera; Formicidae. Gene Ontology annotation, molecular function: protein binding. The record is from RefSeq and is a predicted model, not a curated record. The transcript is spliced from 7 exons. Gene Ontology annotation, cellular component: Set1C/COMPASS complex. The coding region runs from base 88 to 1485 and encodes 465 amino acids.
UGCCAGGCAGGAUACAUGUCAUAACCUAAAACUAAAUACAACAUUCUAUAGUUUAACCACAAAAGAUAUAAAUCAGUGCUAUAAAAAAUGAAUUUAGAACUAUUAGAAUCAUUUGGACAGAAUUAUCCAGAGGAAUUUGAUGGUACAUUGGAUUGUAUAUCUCUUGCUGUCACUUGUACAUUUAAUAAAAGAGGAACACUAUUGGCUGUUGGUUGCAACGAUGGAAGACUUGUGAUUUGGGAUUUUUUGACUCGUGGUAUAGCUAAGAUUAUUAGUGCUCAUGUACAUCCUGUGUGCUCAUUAAGUUGGUCGAGAAAUGGUCAUAAAUUAUUAAGUGCUUCUACAGACAAUAAUGUAUGUAUUUGGGAUGUCUUGUCUGGAGAAUGUGAUCAAAAAUAUAGAUUUCCUUCUCCAAUAUUAAAAGUACAAUUUCACCCAAGAAAUCUCAACAAGUUUUUGGUAUGUCCAAUGCGUCAUGCUGCUGUUAUGGUUGAUGUUGAAGGUACACAUAGAGUUAUACCACUUGAUGAAGAUAGUGACUUAAACAUAGUAGCAUCAUUUGACCGACGUGGAGAUUAUGUAUAUACAGGGAAUGCUCGUGGUAGAGUUUUAGUUCUUGAUGCUGAGACAUUAACUGUAAAAGCCUCUUACAAAAUUUCACAAGGUACCGCCAGUAACACAGCGGUAAAAAGUAUAGAAUUUGCACGACGAGGCUCCUGUUUCUUGGUUAAUACAUCUGACAGAGUAAUUCGUGUAUAUGAUAGUACUGAAAUAUUAGCAUGUGGCAAAGAUGGUGAACCUGAACCAAUUCAGAAACUGCAAGAUCUUGUAAAUAAAACAAUGUGGAAAAAAUGUUGCUUUUCCGGUGAUGGAGAAUAUGUUUGUGCUGGAUCAGCGAGGCAGCAUGCAUUGUAUGUGUGGGAGAAGAGUAUCGGAAACUUGGUGAAAAUCCUUCAUGGGACCAAAGGUGAACUUUUACUUGAUGUUGUGUGGCAUCCGGUAAGACCAAUAAUUGCAUCCAUAUCAUCAGGGGUAGUUUCUAUUUGGGCGCAAAAUCAAGUAGAAAAUUGGUCCGCAUUCGCACCAGAUUUCAAAGAACUGGAUGAAAAUGUGGAGUAUGAGGAAAGAGAGAGCGAAUUUGAUUUGAGUGAUGAAGAUAAGUCUGUUGUACAAGGAGAGGAGGCUCAGGAUGAAGAAAUAGAGGUUGAUGUCGCAUCAAUUGAUAGAGUUGCCGCGUUUUGCAGCUCGGACGAAGAAACCGAGGAUAUCGGUUCUCUUCAAUUUCUGCCUAUAUCUCCGGAUGUGGAAGAUUCUGAAGAUAAUCAAGUGACACCGCAUGAGCCACCGCUGAAGAAACAUCGUUCACAUGAUAUAAAUUUACAGGGUGCACCAACCGAUGAAACUCAUCCCUUAUUAAAUAAAGGAAAAGAUAAGCCAACAACAAAGAAAGGAAGACCAAGAUUGGAACAUAGAAAAGGAAAAUGAUUUAGUAUAUAAUUCAUAAGAUAAUAAUGACAUAUUUAUUAUUUAUAAAAUGACGAAAAGUUACAAGACUGUAAUUUUAUAUGAUUAUAUAAUUGUAUAAAUGUAAAAUCGAUUGACAUUAAGAAUUAAUUAUAUGAGAUAGUAUCUUCCAUCAGAUAUACAAUACAAAACUUUAAAUAUUUUUAUUUAAGGAAAAGUAUUACACCAUUGCAUUGAAGGCAAUGGCCACUAUCGUCAGAUACACACGAACAAUUUAUCUGUUUUU